Messenger RNA from Quercus robur (English oak), 486 nucleotides. Its product is annotated as TGACG-sequence-specific DNA-binding protein TGA-2.1-like. The record is from RefSeq and is a predicted model, not a curated record. The coding region runs from base 1 to 486 and encodes 161 amino acids. Lineage: Eukaryota; Viridiplantae; Streptophyta; Magnoliopsida; Fagales; Fagaceae. The transcript is spliced from 6 exons.
AUGGUUAGUGGUGUUGGGCUUACUGGUGGCAGGUCUACUCAGAUCAAUUCAGCAACAUUGCUUUGUGUUUGGGAGCUUCUUGUGAAUCAAUUGGGGCCUUUAACUAAGCAACAAUUGGUCGGCAUUUACAACUUGCAGCAGCCAUCCAAGCAGACUGAAGAUGCUCUGUCACAAGGCAUGAAGGCAUUGCAACAACCCAUGGCUGAGACAUUGGCCAAUGGCUCACCUAGCUCAUCAGGAUCAUCUAAGAAUGUGGCAAACUAUAUAGUUCAAAUGGCCAUGGACAUAGAAAACCUUGGAACACUUGAGGGAUUCCUUCGCCAGGUGAAAGUAAUAUUGCAUCAUGAAAGGGUUCAAUUGAUAGCUGUUGUGGCUUUUGAUUCCAGUGAUAAAUCAAAAGAGAAAUCGGGGGAUCAAAAGGCAUAUGUGCAACAACUUGAGAGUAGCCGCCUAAAGCUAAAUCAACUAGAACAAGAGCUCCAGUGA